GCUCGAGCUCGAGUUGGUCUUCGAUCGAGUUCUGAAUCGAUUAGUUUGUUGAGCUCCACUUAACCACUUCGAUUCGCUCCACUCCGCUCGAUCUGCCCCAAUGGGAAGCAUCAGCCGCGGCCGCAACCUCGGGCCGGGCGCCGGCGCCGGAGCACUACAGGUGCCGUGCGGACGGGUCCACCAGAUCGGCGCGCUCGCCCUCAUCGCCGCCACGUUUCUCCUCACCCGCGCCUUCGACCGUCUCUCCUGCGGCCUCUCCUAUGGCGGUCUGGCCUCCGUGGCUUCCUCCGCGGCCCUCUUCGAUCGGGCCGGCUCCCUCUUCUGGCCCGACCGGGGUUACGGCUCCCGCCUCGACCUCAAGAUCUACGUCUACGAGGAGAAGGAGAUCGAUGGCCUUCGCGAGCUGAUGCGCGGGAGGGACGGCCGGAUCUCCCCCGACGCCUGCGUCAAGGGCCAGUGGGGAACGCAAGUCAAGAUCCACCAACUGCUUCUCAAGUCAAGAUUCCGGACAAUUAACAAGCAGGAAGCCGAUUUCUUCUUUGUUCCGUCGUAUGUCAAAUGUGUGAGAAUGAUGGGUGGUUUGAACGAUAAAGAAAUCAACAAUACAUAUGUAAAGAUUCUCAGUCAAAUGCCAUAUUUUCGAUACUCGGGAGGCCGCGAUCACAUAUUUGUCUUUCCUAGUGGGGCUGGUGCUCACCUGUUUCGCUCUUGGGCAACAUUCUUGAAUAGGUCAAUAAUUCUGACUCCAGAGGGUGAUCGCACCGAUAAGCGUGACAUUAGUGCUUUUAAUACUUGGAAGGAUAUUAUCAUUCCUGGAAAUGUUGAUGACGGAAUGACCAAAUUUUAUGGUUCCAAUGUGGUCCAACCUAUUCCAUUAUCAAAGAGGCAGCACUUGGCGAACUUUUUAGGACGUGCCCAGGGUAAGGUUGGUCGCCUUCGAUUGGUGGAACUUGCUAAACAAUAUCCUGAUAAGCUGGAAUCUCCAGAGUUGCAACUCACAGGGCCUAACAAGUUGGGAAGGACUGACUACUUCAAUCACUUGAAGAAUGCUAAGUUUUGCUUAGCUCCACGUGGCGAGUCAUCAUGGACACUUCGCUUUUACGAGUCAUUCUUUGUGGAAUGUGUCCCUGUCAUCUUAUCAGAUCAAGUUGAGCUGCCUUUCCAAAAUGUGAUCGACUAUACUCAGAUAUCCAUCAAGUGGCCAUCUACUCGGAUUAGCACACAACUCUUGGAAUACCUAGAGACGAUACCAGAUGAAGUGAUUGAAGCCAUGAUAGCUCGUGGGAGACAGGUGAGAUGCCUAUGGGUAUAUGCCCCAGAAACCGAGCCAUGCUCCGCCAUGGUAGGUAUCAUGUGGGAGCUUCAAAGAAAGGUGAGGCGUUUUCACCAGUCCGGAGAAACAUUUUGGCUUCACAAUGGCUCCGUCGUUAACAGAGACCUUGUUGAGUUCCAUGAUUGGAGGCCACCUGUUCCCCUGCCUUGAUCAUCACAUAUUAGCUCUGGAGAUUUUGUUUGGAGUUGCUUCAUUUCUAUAUUUCCAUCAUUUUUGCUCGAAUAUAUGUAUAUGGACAUUUACACCAAACCUGGAACUUGUUUUAUAUGGUUCCACUCUACCAUUACUUUCACAAGAGAGUUUGUCAAACCCAUGUGGUAUUCUCUCUUUUUUGGAUGAUGUGAUCUUGAAGCUUAACUUUUGAGCAUAUUAUAUUUUUCUUGUCUCAAUAUUCAA
This is a messenger RNA of Musa acuminata subsp. malaccensis (wild Malaysian banana), 1729 nucleotides long. Its product is annotated as probable glucuronosyltransferase GUT1. The record is from RefSeq and is a predicted model, not a curated record. Lineage: Eukaryota; Viridiplantae; Streptophyta; Magnoliopsida; Zingiberales; Musaceae. Gene Ontology annotation, molecular function: glycosyltransferase activity.